Messenger RNA from Panicum virgatum (switchgrass), 642 nucleotides. Its product is annotated as vegetative cell wall protein gp1-like. The transcript has a single exon. Bases 1 to 642 code for a protein of 213 amino acids. The record is from RefSeq and is a predicted model, not a curated record. NCBI's taxonomy places the organism in Eukaryota, Viridiplantae, Streptophyta, Magnoliopsida, Poales, Poaceae.
AUGUAUCCGAGAGGCAAAAGCGAGCGGCUGGCGUCCGACUCCCCGAGCUCCCUGUCCCCUCCGAAGCCUGGCCGCACGCCCGUGCCCGUCGUCCGCCUCUGCCCUCCGCCACUCCGCGUCUCCACGUCUCCGCCCCGGCCCCCGGCGCCCUCUCGUGUCUCGUCGACGUCGCCCCCAGCAGCCGGCGCCCCCUCGUCGACCUCGCCACCUCGGGACUCGGCGUUGCCGCGUCGGCGACCCUGCGCGCAGGCUGCGCCGGUGCGCACUCCCCUCCGAACCCUAGCCGCACGCCCGCGCCCGUCGUCCGCCCUCCGCCACUCCGCCCCGGCCCCCGGCGCCCUCUCGUCGACCUCGCCCCGGCGGCCGGCGCGGCGGCGCCCCCUCGUCGACCUCGCCGCCUCGGGCCUCGGCGACCCCCGCGCGGGCCGCGCGCAGGCUGCGCUGCGCCCGCUGCCGGCCGGCCCCUCGGCGACCCCGCGCGGCCGCGCGCAGGCUGCGCCGGUGCGCCCGCUGCCGGCCGGCCCCUCGUCGACCCCGCGCACUCCGCACGCGGCCGCCGUUCUUGCAGCCAGUAGCCCCGUUCAGGAGUGGGUGAGUUGGUGGGCGGGGUUCGAUCUGAACAAGGCUUGGGGUUCUUGCUAG